AAUAAAUUAGGCGGGAAAAUUGACUCAAUCCCACAAUUUCCCCAAUUUCUUGGCGCCAAAAUCAAAGUCAAUGAUGAGGUAAGCGCAAUGAAAUCAGAUCCAAUUCAAAUCAACUCCGACGAAUUCAUGCAAUGCAAUCAAAGAUCAGUGCCUUCUUCAAACCCUCCUCCUCUUCUUCUUCCUCUUCACCCAACCCAGCAGCCGCACCUCCGCUUCUUUCCAACGAAAACGACGACGAAUUGACCGUCUGGGAGAAUACGCAGCACCAGUACUGUAACACCUACAAGCGAAGAGCUCCAAACCCGCAAAGUAGUGGAAGGGACAAAAAUCCAGUGAACCAAUUGCCGGAGAAACCCUUUUCUGAUUGUAAUUCCGGGAAGCCGGAAUCGACCACAUUGGGAAGAACAGUGAUCAAGAACAAGAAGAGAAGCUAUUCUCAGUUCUAUCUGGACUAUGGACUGUCUGAUUUCAAUCUGCACACGUGCUCCACUUGCGGGGAUAAGUAUACCGCCGGAGACGAAGACGAUGAGAAGGCUCACAGGAUGCUCACAGGGCAUUUCACAAGGACUAUACCAAUGGAAUUCCAUUCAAGGGAUGGUGCAAUGAGAGGGUUGUUCAUUUGCCUUCUGUGGAAGGAGGUCGGAUUGUUUUGGUGUAAGAUUCUGAUCCUCCGGCGCAGAGAAACAAGGGUACGCCAAAUACAAGUGCAAAGAAGACACCAGCUGGCCGACGAAGAGGUGGUUCUGCUGCUGCCGUUGAGAAAAAAAGGUGGCCGAGGUUCAGGAGCUGGUGCCAAGAGAAAGAGAUGAAUGGGAUGGAAGAAGAGAUGGAACUUUUCCUUGCUGUGCUGUUGGCACGUUUUAUAAGCGAACGUAAAUAGAUAUUUCCUCCGUACAUGAACAUUUUUGGUAGGAGAGGAAUGGUAGGAUCUCCAAUUUCAGCGUCGGUUUGCAAGGUUGAUGUUUAUACUAAUACUAUUGAUCUCUAGUUUUAGUGUCGUUUUUAGUGCUUUAGAAAUGUGUAGACAAGUUGGCUACAGCAGUUACUUUUCAUCUUCAUCCCAAAUUCAAAUGGCUCUUUAUGUAAUUUAAAAGGUCGUCGUACCCAGUGCACAAGGCUCCCGCUUUACGCAGGGUCUGGGAGAGGUGAAUGUCGGCUAACCUUACCCCCAUUUAUGGAGAGGCUGCUCCCAAGUCUCGAACCCGAGAUCUACAGCUUAUGGGCGAAGGCACUUGCCAUCGCACCAAGUGCGACCUCUGCUCUUUAUGUAAUUUAGUUUAAAUUAAAUUAGAAUAUCGCUCAAUUAACCUUUUUAUAAUAGAAAGGAGAAAUGUUAAAUGUUUGAAGCAAUGAGCCAUAACCGGUAAUUGGUCGCUUAUUAUAGUGUCGAAAGAUUUUAUUACAAUUGAGCAAGAGCAAUGAUACACCACGCCACAAUAUUAUAUGGAAAUUGGUCAUUACAAAAUUAUUCAAUUUUUCUUCGGCUUACACAAACUAUAUCGAUAAAUGUUUAAAGUUGCUCACAAAAUGCUUGUAGCUCAAUUGACUAAUAGCAUUCAUCACUGUAUCAACACUGCAACACCAAACGAAUGAGGUCCCCAAAACAGAUCUAGCUAGAGGGAUCCAAUGAAUCCACCUUUAUUUAACUGCAUUUGGAAACUAUAAUAAUACCAUACAAUAGCAAGUUAGUGCCAAGAUAUAUUGGCAAAUGCCAACUUAUAAUAUAUAAAAGACAUAGACAUAAUAUAUAUAUAUAUAUAUAUAUUUAUGUGUGUAUAUAUUGAUGGUUUUAAUUAAGGGGUAGUGGUAAUUGAAGGUGGAGAGGCGAUGGGGAAAGUGAGAACUGGAGGGAAAUCUGGAAGUGAAGUAAUAGGGGGAGGCAACCUGUAUUCUGGCCAAAGUGGUGUGGGUGGCAGAAAAGGAAGGUCGAUUGUGGGUGGCAGAGGUGGAAAGUUGAGGUUUGGAAUAUUAAUAUUGGGCACAUUAUAAGGAAAGGUUGGUGCUAAGAGUUUUCGAGGGGCGGC
Molecule: messenger RNA, 2024 nt
Organism: Malus domestica (apple)
Lineage: Eukaryota; Viridiplantae; Streptophyta; Magnoliopsida; Rosales; Rosaceae
Product: protein CHROMOSOME TRANSMISSION FIDELITY 7-like
Biological process (GO): mitotic sister chromatid cohesion
Cellular component (GO): nucleus; chromatin
Molecular function (GO): protein-lysine-acetyltransferase activity
Source: RefSeq, a predicted model, not a curated record